Motacilla alba alba is the source of this 1109-nucleotide messenger RNA. RefSeq names its product peroxisomal membrane protein 11B-like. Lineage: Eukaryota; Metazoa; Chordata; Aves; Passeriformes; Motacillidae. The transcript has 4 exons. Gene Ontology annotation, cellular component: peroxisomal membrane. The record is from RefSeq and is a predicted model, not a curated record. Gene Ontology annotation, biological process: peroxisome fission; regulation of peroxisome size. Bases 32 to 832 code for a protein of 266 amino acids.
UGGUCGGAGCGGGCGGCUCCGCGCUCAGCCAAUGAGAAGGAGCCGCCGCCGUACCGGAAGUGACGCUGCCGUACCGGGCUCGGUACCGGGCCCCGCCAUGGAGGCCUGGGUGCGCUUCAGCGCCCAGAGCCAGGCCCGGGAGCGCCUCCUCAGGGCCGCCCAGUACGCCUGUGUCCUGGCCGGGGCCGCGCUGAGCCGCUCCGGGGGCAGCUCCGGGACCCUGAGCCGCCUGCAGCACCUGGAGGCUCACCUGAGCCUGGGCCGCAAGCUGCUGCGUUUGGGGGGCUCGGCUGAGGCUCUGGGGGGUGCCCAGCGCUCGCUGCACCUCCCCGACCCCGUGCUGCGCUUCUGCCUCACCCUGUCCCACCUGAACCGGGCGCUGUUCCUGGCCUGUGACAACGUGCUGUGGGCAGGCAGGAGCGGCGUCCUGCCCGGCCUCGCCACCGACAAGUGGAGCCAGAGGGCCUUCAGGUAUUACCUCUUCGCUCUGCUGGUGAACCUCAGCAGGGACGCCUACGAGGUGCGGCUGCUGCUGGAGGCGGCCCGGAGGCGCGGCCGGAGCCCGGAGAGCAGCGCCGGGCCGCGGGCCGAGGGCAGGGUGCAGCGCCUGCGGCUCCAGCUGCAGCUCCAGCUGCGGCUCCUGCUGCAGGUGCUGAGGGACAACCCGCCGCUGCUGCUGGACCUGCUGAGGAACGCCUGCGACCUGGUGAUCCCUCUGGAGAGGCUGGGGCUGUGCCGGAGCAGCCCCGCGGUCGUGGGGUUCUGCGGGCUCAGCUCCUCCGUGCUCUCCAUCCUCACCAUCCUGCACCCCUGGCUCAAGCUGAAGCCGUAGUUAUCCUUGGGAAUUUUGGGAAUUUUGGAGGUUCAUCCCAAAACUGUUGUUGUGACGGCUCUGGAAGGGACUGGUCGGUGCCAUCCCCAUCGUUCCCGACUCCUUGGAGCCACGGUGUUCCCAGCAUUGGAUCCCACAGGGACAUCAGCUCCCAAAAUGUGGGGUUUUUUUUCCCAUUGACUUUUCCAGGAAUUUUAGGGGCUCAGUGUUCCCCCUUUUUGGGAAGAGGCUUUCACAUAGAACCGGCUAACAGGGACUAUUUGGGGCUGGAAAAUGU